This is a messenger RNA of Culicoides brevitarsis, 5048 nucleotides long. Its product is annotated as S phase cyclin A-associated protein in the endoplasmic reticulum-like. Lineage: Eukaryota; Metazoa; Arthropoda; Insecta; Diptera; Ceratopogonidae. The record is from RefSeq and is a predicted model, not a curated record. The transcript is spliced from 8 exons. The coding region runs from base 1 to 4674 and encodes 1557 amino acids.
AUGAGUUUUUGCGUCUUUUUUGCAGUACGGAAUGUCGUUUCGAGCAAAAAGCCACCGAUUGUGACGAAAAUUGCGUCGCCGCUGCUGAAAAAAGAGUCAACGACGUCGUCGUCGCGUGUCAGAAGUGCAAGCGCGGGUCGCGACAAACGCAGUGAACUUCAGGCGCGGUACUGGGCUUUCCUGUUUGGCAAUUUGCAACGAGCGAUUGAUGAGUUGUACACGACCGUGGAGUGUUAUGGCUCGAUGUCGUCAUGCAAAGAGGUGAUUUUGGUACUUGAGAACUAUAUAAGGGAUUUUAAGUCGUUGGCAGAGUGGUUUCAAGUGUCGUCCGAAUAUGAAAAUACGCCGUUGCCACAACGACCGCACUCGUUGGCGUGGGAAGUGAGGAAGAGUAAUCCUGUGCCACGCGUCAGAAUCAAAACUCUUGCCAGUCCAAAGUCAAUUUCCGGCAAAUCGAGUCCAAAUUAUUCCGGAAAAAACAGUCCUUGCCCCAUAAUUGAAGAAAAUUCCGUAAACUCACCCAAAAGAACGCCAUCAGAGAGCAAAUUAGCCAUCAUUUCGCACAACAAUGCCUCCAUGCUGCAAGGCUCCAAGGAGUUAAUCCACAUAAAUCACACAACUUUCGAGAAUUUCACGAACGGCGAGAUCGUUUGUCACGACAUGAUCGCCUUGAAAUCAUCCAUCAUCCCCGAAAGCAUCAGUCAAGUGCCCGUCGAGACGCAACAAGUCGUCGAACAGAUAAAUCUCGCCGUCGAUCAAGAAAAUAACAUCUUCAACUGCGUCAUGGAUGUCAUCCGCUUAGACAAAAGCUCGCAAACGGACUUGCCGGAUGGCGAUUUAACGCUCGCCGAGUACUUGGAGAAGUACGACAAGUGUCUCAUCGCUUCAGAAAACCCAAAAAUCGAAGAAAUUCCCAAAACGGAGGAAAAAUUACCUGUCGAAGAGAAGAAAAAACCUCCGGUAACGGCAAAAUACUCAAGUGUUGUGAGCAAAAAUUUACCUUCUCGCGCAGCGACGAUGACAAAUGGCGUUCAUGGCAGAGCUGGGCAUCAAGGCAUCUUGAAAAAAACUGUUGUGGGCAAAAUUAUUCCAAAAACGACGAAUUCUUCCGUUGUUUCGAGUCGUCAAACGCGUUCCGUGAAGCUGCGCGAUAACUUGGGAGCUCCGAAAAACGUGGAAAAUCGAUUGUCGGCACGUUCAAAGACGAUGAUCGAGAUAAAUAGCAACAAAAAUCCCGUAAAUACCCAAAAAUCCCGCAUUAGUGAGUUAAAUCGCCUCUCAAAAUCACGCGAAAGUCUCGGAAGUAGCACUUCCACGCUAAAAGCAAGCACAGAUCGCUUGUUGCAUGGCUCCAGCAAGUCAAGUCUCGUCCGUUCCAGCUUAAAAUCCGAUUCCAAAGCCCAAAGUUCGUCAAGUGAGACCAUAACAGGCAACGACAGUGGAUGGCAAACCGUCAAAAAUCGCCGUCGCUUCAGCAGUCACUGGGCAAAUCGCUUCAAUCAACCUUCCGGAUACGCGAGUUUACCUUCUCUGGCCCUUUUGAACGAAGAAAAACCUGAAAAAAACGAAGAUGAGAAGCUAAAAAAUGAAAAAUCGGUUACAAAAGAUGUGAAAAGUAAGACUUUGACGGAAGUAAAGAAGAAACCCGUUGCUGUCACGAAGCCAAUUGUGCCCUCAAGCGUCAAAACAUCCUCGGUUCUCGCCAAAACGACGCAAAAACCCAAACCCGAAGCAAUCAAAAGUCAACAAAAGAGCUCAUCGUCCGGCGAAAUCAAGCGAAAAGUGAAUUCGGCGCCGACAACGCGAACGCCCGCGGUUCCUGUCAGCAGCAUCAAACGUCAAAAGUCGGAUUUGACGGGACUGAAACUGAAAUCGCUGCGUAAAGAGUAUCUCCGGAGCGAAAAAUUGCUAAAUUUACAAAAAAACAGCUCAAGUCCGGAUAAAAAAUCGAAAAAUGAGUCGUCAAACGAGUCGAACAGCCAAACCGACGACGAAAAACAAUCGGAAACGAGCACAAGUAAGAUCGACAUGAAAAUCCAAACGGGCAGCGAGAUCCUCAACAAACUUUAUGUCGCUUGUUUGGGCCAAUCUCGCAUCGAUCGCGACAUUUCCAGCUGCGACGACGAACAAGACAUCGAAUCUGACGACGAUCAGAAGAAAAUUCUCGAAGCGAAGCAGGAAAGUUUGGAACGCGAGUUGCGCGAACUGCAAAAUACCGAAAUUGACGUCGAUACAGAGACCGAUGAGACAGAUUGCGAAACUUUGGACCUCAUGACGACCGAUGAUCAGUGCGAUGCGAACGGAAAUGACGAGGAUAUGACGUUGGAGGAUCGCUAUGAAGCCGUUUUGAGUGACAUGUCGUGGGUCGAAAGGCUCGAAACGCUGGCGACACUGCAAGCGAUCCACGCUCGACACCCGGGACGGGCGCAGCAACUGCAUCAAAAGCUGUCAAACCCAUCGCGGUGCCUUUCGUUGACGGAAACACUCAAAAAAUAUCAGGCAAAGCAAGCUCGUGCCUUGGAAAAACGUCAAGCGUUGCAAAAGGACAAAGCGGUGAAGAUCCAAAAUUUGUUGGCGCGCGUCGAGGAGGUGAAAAAUCAAAAGCAGCAGUUAAUCGAUGAGAAACGCAUCCGGAUGGAGAGUCGUUUGAAGCGUGCGGCGGAGAAUCGAACGCAAUAUUUGCGCGAUAAGAUCCGAAAAGCGCAUGAUGAGGAGGAAAAAUUAAAGGAAAUUGCUUUUAUCAAGAGUUUGGAGGCGCAAAAUAAGAGAAUAGAUUUUAUGGAGUCGUGUCGCGAGCAGGAAGGACGACUUCAGGACUUGGAACAGGAGCGGAUUAAGCGAAUGGAGGAAAAAGCCGCGAAAGAAGCUGCUGUGGAGAAGCGUCGACAAGAGUUGGAAGCCCAAAGACAACAACGAUUGGAAAAAAUGAGCGAAACGCGUCGCGAACGUGAAAAAAGAGUCGGAAAAAUGCAAGCCCAGCGUGAACAGCAGCGUCAACAUGCGGCUCGAGCCAAAGCCAAAGACCGCGAAACGCGUCUCCAAGCGUUGCAAGCGCAACAAAUCGCCACGACAGAAGAACUUCAGCGAAAAAUCCUGCAAAAACAACAGGAAUCAGCGCGGCGGCAUGAAGAAAAUAUCGAACACAUUCGUCAACGUGCCCUGGAAAUGACAAUUCCCAUCAGAAGUGGCGAAGAAACGACGCCACAACCGGGUCAAAGGUCUUCUAUAAGUGGCGAUGGCACGAAACCCUGCACAAAAUAUUGCAGCGACAAGUCCAAGGAGCUCGUAAAGACGGCACGGAAGCGUUUGAAGAAGGUUAAACAACGAAUGGCACUUGCAGCGGCGGAUUAUCUCGCGGAAAUGCAACCUCUACCGGCUCACGUGAAAAAAGAUUCGCAAGUUCAUAAAUUGCUGAACAUGAUAACCAAAGGCGGAGGUCCGCUUGGCAUUGAAAGACCCCUGGGGCAACUUUUACGACAAAUUUCCAAAGCAGAAAUUGCGGAUUUUCAGUCAAUGUGGUUGCUCGAUGGGCUCGGAACGAUUUCCAACAUCAUCCAAAAGGGCAUGCAAGACAAUUCGGACAUCUCGAAACGGGCGGUGGUUCUUUCGGUGCAACUUUAUCGCAAUUCUUGCUCAUCCUGUCCACAGAUUGCGCGUCAUGCGAUCCUCGGAAAUACAAUUGUGGUGUUGUUUGAUGCACUUUUGACGAGUUUGCAGACCCCUGAGGAAAAAAGUCCCUUGUACCCCGUUGAACUGUCAACUGAACUGAUCUUGGCCUGCACUGUUGCCCUGUCACCCAGCAAUUCCCUGAAGCAAGCCAACCCUAAGGUAUUGGAACGCCUUCCAGAUCUCAUAAGCUAUGCCGUAGCAACAGGUCUCGUGGAUAUUUUGGCCAAACGGUGUCUCGUGGUACACGAAUCUGUGGAAAAUCAUCAAAGUGUGGUCUUGUCAUUGCUAGCGACGAUCGGAUUACUCACAAAAUUUGCGGAAUUGUGUCCGAAAGGCGGUGAUACGACGAAAUUUUUGUCAAUGUUGCAACCAACGGAGCUAUUUGGUGCCAUUUCGCUGCUGUAUUCGACAAUUGUGCCGAUUGGUGAAUGUAUUCCGAAAAGAACAAUUUCGUUAGCGGCUGCGACAUAUAAUCUACUGGUUACAUUAGCGAGUCUCGAUGUGAAAACGUUUCAGGAGAUUUUGGGCGAGGAAUCAUUGUCGCUGCAAUUUUUCGAUGUCGUGACGAUUUUGCUCAAGUAUUGUGUUCCAAAGUGUCAUGAGAAGGGAGAAACGCAGGCUGUGAUAAUUGACUUAAUAGCAACAUUAGGCUUCUUUUGUGCCAACAACAAAGAGAAUCAGAACCUGUUAAUCAAUUCAGAGCAAUCAUCUAUCAUUAUAAAGAGUCUCACAAAAUUACCAAAGGAGUUCGAUAUGGUCAUUUAUCCGACAUUGGUAACGAUUAUACAUGAAAAUCCUGAAGCACGGCAAUUGUUGAGUAAGGAUUUUAAUGUUGAGCUUCUCGAAGAAUUCAAAGCAUCAGACAUGGCAAAAAAGAAUAAAAUAGUCUCACUUUUGUUCAAAAUUCCAACUGAAACCGCAAAACUUCCUGGAUCCCUUUCAGGCUCGGAGUUAAAUACACCGUCAUCAUCGUCGGUUGCUUCAUCGCUUCCGUCAACACCAUAAAAAAAGACUAAUUAUACUCACACAAACCCAAAAAACACUUGAAUUUCACUUAAUUAAUCUCACAUCUCAGUAUUUAAUCAACAUUAACUUCACCUUUCUAGCGAGCAUUAAAAACAUUUUUUCAUUCACGUAUUUAUUUGUCAUUUGUUUCACUAUUUUGUUUAAUUUUUCAUUUAAUCUUAAGAACUUUUUUGUAGCAAUUUUUUAUGUUUAACUAUUUACUUAAAAAAAAAGAAAUAAUUAUUGGAUGCAACUUAGGCAGACAAGGAAAAAAAUUAACAAGUCCAAAGGAUUAAUUAUUAUGAUAAAAAAUUAAAAAAAAAACUCGAAAAAAACGCAAUUAAUUGUGAUGAUAAACUAAAAUAAAAUUUAAA